Molecule: messenger RNA, 3317 nt
Organism: Talpa occidentalis (Iberian mole)
Lineage: Eukaryota; Metazoa; Chordata; Mammalia; Eulipotyphla; Talpidae
Gene: PNPLA1
Product: patatin like phospholipase domain containing 1
Exons: 10
Coding region: 177-1898 (573 amino acids)
Biological process (GO): lipid homeostasis; triglyceride catabolic process
Cellular component (GO): membrane; lipid droplet; cytoplasm
Molecular function (GO): triacylglycerol lipase activity
Source: RefSeq, a predicted model, not a curated record
UUAACAGGCCCAGGUGGCGGCUGCCUGAGCCACCUGUGGGUGCGCCAGCCACCAGGGAGAGACGGCCACAUUCCAGGCUCCAGGCUGGCAGGGAAGCUUGGCAGGGAGGCCUGAGCUCCGGCAGACAGCGCUGAGGGGCGGCUCCUCCCCACCACGGGAGGCCCGGGGCUGAGGACAUGGAAGAACAGGUGUUCAAGGGAGACCCAGACACGCCGCAUUCCAUCUCCUUCUCUGGCAGCGGGUUCCUCUCCUUCUACCAGGCUGGGGCCGUGGACGCCCUGCGGGACCUGGCCCCCCGCAUGCUGGACACGGCCCAUCGCUUCGCAGGCACGUCUGCGGGGGCUGUGAUUGCCGCGCUGGUCAUCUGUGGCAUUGAAAUGGACGAGUACCUCAGAGUCCUCAAUGUGGGUGUGGCUGAGGUGAAGAAGUCCUUCCUGGGGCCCUUGUCCCCGUCCUGCAAGAUGGUGCAGAUGAUGAGGCAGUUUCUGUACCAGGUCCUGCCUGAGGACUCCUACAAAGCCGCCAAUGGGAAGCUCCACGUGACCCUCACCCGGUUCACGGAUGGAGAGAGCGUGGUGGUUUCCGAGUACACGUCCAAGGAGGAGCUCAUAGAGGCCCUCUACUGCAGCUGCUUUGUCCCUGUCUACUGUGGCCUCAUUCCCCCAACUUACCGUGGUGUGAGGUACAUCGACGGGGGCUUCACAGGCAUGCAGCCCUGCUCCUUCUGGACUGACGCCAUCACCAUCUCCACCUUCAGCGGGCAGCAGGACAUCUGCCCCCGGGACUGCCCUGCCAUCUUCCACGACUUCCGCAUGUUCAACUGCUCCUUCCAGUUCUCCCUGGAGAACAUCACCAGGAUGACCCAUGCCCUGUUCCCCCCGGACCUGCUGAUCCUGCACAAUUACUACUACCGCGGGUACGAAGAUGCUGUUUUGUACUUGCGGCGGCUGAAUGCUGCUUACCUUAACUCUCCCUCCAAGAGAGUGAUUUUCCCCCGGGUAGAAGUGUACUGCCAGAUAGAACUUGCCCUUGGUAGUGAAUGCCCAGAAAACAGUCAGUCCAGGCUCCAAGCAGAGCAGGAUGAUAUGGAAGAAUCCACACAACUUCAUACACAGUGCACUCCCAAAAGGGAAGGAAGUGGUGGCCAUGGUCCCUCUGUGUCCCCACCUGUGCAGACAGCUGAGUCCACAUGUGAGUGGCCUGUGGAGCCACCAGUUUCACCACCUGUCUCCUCACUCUCCGCUGCCUUGCCACUGGCCUCAUCUCCAGCACAUUCACCAUCUGACUUGCCACCUGUAUCACUGCCAGCUGUGCCCAUACUACCCAGCUCACCCCCUGGGCUAUCCCCUGCGUCACCAAAGCAUCAGGUACAACCACCUGGCUCAUCACCCAGAUCCCCACCCUUGAAGUCAUCUAUGUCAUCCAGGCCAUCCAUGGGGUCUUCACUUGUGGGGGACCCUCAGAUAUCACCCCGAUGUUCUGCAGCAUCACCUGCAACACCGCCUGUGGAGGAACUGGGCCCAGAACAACCCCAAGCUCCCCUAGACUCCUCAAACCCAGAAUGCGCUGUGCCUCUGGUUAGUGCGAAGGAAACCACCAGCAAGUCUUAUGCAAUGGAAAGCCCUUCUGAAGACUCCAACUGGAUGAAAAGAAUAUUCAAGAAGAACAAACAAAAGACAAGUGGUACCCGAAAAGGUUUCCUGAGACAUCCACCAUCCAAAAAACAAAGCUGCAAAGCACAGUCUGUUCCCUGCUCACUGGAUUUCUCUCUGCUCUCCGAUUCUGAGAGAGUUUGGGUGACCUACAGGCCUCAUCCCAGCCGGAUCCAGGAAUACAGCUGCCCUGAGGAAGCUGUGAGCCCAGAAAGAAAACCCGAGCUGGAGCGAGAAAGAACCUGAAGACCCGAGGGCUGAGACUUGUCCCACAUCUCCAAUGCCUUCCCCUCACGUUAGGCUUUCAGGGAGCAGGCGUGACAAUCACAGACACCAAGCCUGUUGGUGUAGAAGGUCCUACUUUCCCAGGCGAGCACCUCCCUGUCUAAAUAUCCUCUCAGCUUCCCUGUGGUCCUUCCAGCCUUUCUGCUACCCUGCUCUGGACAGAUGGACGGACAGACACCACCACACUGAAGAGCACUGGCACAGCCUCUUUCUGGCUGCUUUCCUCCUGCCUGGGCCUGAGUUUGCUUCUUUGAGAUGAACCAGAUCAACCCUGGUUCUCCUGAGCCUAGUUCACAGGCCAAAAUUCUUGGGGGUCAGGCAGGACUGAGCCACGGACACACUUUCCUGUUACCUGAGGUGUCAAAAUACCAAAUUCUCCAUCUGUUUUGAUUUUAAUUCUCACAGUGGACUCAGGGUUUGACCUGGAGCCCCUGGCCUCUGCUCCAACCACUCGAUGGGGUCUCUGACGGAGCUGGUCUGGCAAAAGGCCUGCAGCAGAGCCUUUAAAGCAAGCAGGGAAGAUGUGAUAACCUGGUGUGGCUAUGUUGAGUGGUCCUCCCUGGGCCUCCCCAGGCCUAGGAUGGUUGUGGAGGAAAUGGGAGGCCCAAUGUCCCUACCCAUCUCUCUCCCACCCCGAGUGAGGGCAGACUGUUAUUCACAUUUCAGUGAAAAUGUUCCUCCUUCAGGGAACUUCAGCUUUAAUUAUUCCAACCUGUCCAGAAAAAAACUAAUAAUCUUUAGCCCCAUUGCUUCUCAGUGAGCAAAUGGCCUCCUGCCUGUUAGGUCUCAGAAGGAAGCCAGGCCUGCCCACAGGCCUUGGAUGCAUUUGUUUAAUAUCCUGGGAUGCAAAUCCCAGAAGACUGGGUGGAAGAAGAGUCUGAACAGGACUGGGGCCCCUUGGAGGGUGGGGCUGUGGCAAGAAACCGCCACUUAGCAGGACCACAUCAGGGAGCACAAGUCCACAUCAGUCCCCUUUAGGAGGUUCUGUCUAGAAAAACCUAAGUGUGUCUUGAGGGGGCGGGGAAGAACCAGAAUCUCGGGUGUCCUUGCACUCUCUGCUGACUCCGAUUCUGUGGUCCAGACCAGUCACAGGAGGUGCCGUAGGGGUUACGUAAUGGGGAGAUCCCUGGGGUGCCCAUCCGCCCUGACUGAGGUCUGCCUCGGGCUUCCCUUCAGGAUGGUCCUGCUGUUCACAUGUGACUCUGUGCUCAGCGCCCCUGAGAACCAGGGGAGAGAGGGUUUCAAUUUUGUGCAACUGGGACGCUUGCCCCCCAGUGUGCAAACGCGAAGUGAAAGUGAUAACUGUUGUUUUCAUUCAAAGUCUGUAUUUAGAGCCCAGAUGCUCAUGUGUCACAGUUAUGUUAUUAAAUCGCCUUGUAA